Molecule: messenger RNA, 3535 nt
Organism: Sabethes cyaneus
Lineage: Eukaryota; Metazoa; Arthropoda; Insecta; Diptera; Culicidae
Product: solute carrier family 12 member 9
Exons: 8
Coding region: 133-2988 (951 amino acids)
Biological process (GO): potassium ion import across plasma membrane; cell volume homeostasis; potassium ion homeostasis
Cellular component (GO): membrane
Molecular function (GO): potassium:chloride symporter activity
Source: RefSeq, a predicted model, not a curated record
UUGUUUUGUGUUCUAAACUCAGACUAUGAUACUGUUUUGAAUUAUAAAAGCUUCUCAGAAUCAUAUAUUAAAAUUAUUAUUUUUAAUCAGUAGAAGGAACAGGUCUGCAAGACAUAGUGGUGUCGCAAAAAGAUGCUGGCCAACAAUAAUUCCCGAAGCACCAACAAUGAUCCUGUUGAAUCAUCCGAAUCGCUACCCAUUACAGGUGCUGCUGGAAAUGGUAGUUCAUCACGCAUAAUUCGUCAAUUUGGCAGUCUAUUUCAAUCGACCACUCCCGGAGCUCUGAGUGAUCCGGCGAGAUAUGUGGAAUUCGGCAGCAUUUCCGAUACGGAAGCAAAUGCUGGCCGUACACUUGGUACAUUCGCAGGGGUUUUCUGCCCAGUCGCGCUUUCGAUGUUUAGCGCAUUAGUGUUUAUUCGAGUCGGGUUUAUCGUUGGAAAUGCUGGGCUGUAUGUUACGCUGCUACAAUUUGUAAUAGCCUAUGUAAUUUUGCUGUUUACUGUUUCGUCUGUUUGCGCCAUAUCAACCAAUGGUGCCGUGGAGGGCGGUGGCGUUUACUUUAUGAUAAGCCGCACUCUAGGGCUUGAGUUUGGUGGUUCAAUUGGAACGCUAUUUUUUCUGGCCAAUGUUGUUGGGUGCGGUUUGGCCAUAUCGGGCUGUGCUGAAGGUAUUAUACAGAAUUUUGGACCGUCGGAAGGACACGAUACCGGUUCAAUUCCUGAUGGUCGCUGGUGGCGCUUUUUAUACUGCACUAUGAUUAAUACUCUGAUGUUGCUUGUCGUUCUCAUCGGAGCGGAGAUGUUCGCUAAAACGUCUAUGAUGAUUCUCGGAGUAGUAGUAGUUUGUUUACUCUCAACCUACAUAAGCUUCUUGGCGAAAGGAUCGAUCGAAGUGGCGAUUCCCGUAGAAAAUAAUUUGGUGCAAAAUGCUACAUAUAAAGUGAUUGGAAACUACACUGGACUAAAUAUGACAACAUUGAAAGAGAACUUAUACAGCCAGUAUGGACAGGAUUACACCUCCGACGGAAAUGUUGUAAAUUUUGCGGUCGUGUUUGGUGUAUUAUUCUCAGGAGUAACUGGAAUUAUGGCUGGGGCUAAUAUGUCUGGAGAACUGAAGAACCCAUCACGAAGCAUUCCAGCAGGGACAUUAUCGGCGGUUUUGUUCACAUUUUUAUGUUACAUUGGGCUAUCAGUAUUAAUGGCACUGACUACAUCUAGGUUUCUGUUACAAAACAAUUUUCUUUUUCUCGGCCCUGUAAAUUUAUGGCCGACAUUUGUAACGAUCGGGAUCCUAACCGCCACUUUCUCUACUGGAUUGAGCAACUUGAUUGGCUCUAGCCGAGUACUAGAAGCGCUUGCAAAGGACAAGGUGUUUGGGUCAUUGCUGAACUUUGUUGUUCGUGGUACAUACAAAAGCAAUCCAAUAGCGGCCGUCAUCGGUAGUUGGAUUCUCGUGGAAGCAAUCCUGCUGAUUGGAUCACUGAACACAAUCGCUCAAAUCAAUUCUGUUCUAUUUAUGUUAGCCUACCUGGCCACAAAUCUGGCCUGUUUAGGAAUUGAAAUAACAGGUGCUCCGAACUUUCGGCCUACUUAUAAAUAUUUCACCUGGCAUACUGCUUUUAUUGGAUUGGUUGGAACCGCAGUAAUGAUGUUCGUGAUCAAUCCUAUUUAUGCUUCUUCUAGUGUCAUUCUCUGUUUGCUAUUGGUUAUUGCGUUACACCUGUUUUCUCCGGCCUCACAGGGUGCGCAGUGGGGUUCAAUAUCGCAAGCCCUAAUGUUCCAUCAGGUACGAAAAUAUUUACUCAUGCUGGACUCACGUAAGGACCACGUUAAGUUUUGGCGACCCCAGAUGUUGCUGCUUGUGUCCAGUCCACGAUCCUGCUGCCCAUUGAUACACUUUGUUAAUGACAUGAAGAAAGGUGGCCUGUAUGUGAUUGGUCACGUGAAAGUAGGAGAAUUUUCCGAGAUUGAUUCUUCCAAUGAUCCCACAAUUGAGGAGUAUACGCAAUGGCUUUCGCUAAUCGAUCACAUGAAGGUGAAGGCAUUUGUUGAAUUGACUCUUUCAAGAAGCGUUAGGGAAGGUAUUCAACAUCUUAUUCGUAUAUCCGGCAUGGGUGCAAUGAAGCCAAACACGAUCAUACUUGGAUUCUACGAUGAGGAGUUGUCGAAAGAUUUCUUCGAACAUGAAAAUUCGCCUUACAAAACCAGUGAGUUUGAUGGUGAUGGCAAAAAACUGUUUCCCUACCGGCACAAUGGUGAACAGAAACAGCUGCUGGCAACAGAUUACGUCCAAAUAAUAGACGACGUUCUUAGGAUGAAGAAGAACAUCUGCCUUUGUCGACAUUUCCACAAGUUGGAUAAGCAGUUAAUCGCUAGAAGCAAUCACAUCCGCUACAUCGAUGUUUGGCCAGUUAACUUAUUCGAACCGAAAAACGAAGAUCCGUUCGAUGUGGUAUCGUUGUUUAUGAUGCAAUUGUCGUGCAUAAUAAAUAUGCUGCCUGUAUGGAAGAAACUCGAACUAAGGGUCUUUUUGUGUGAAUCAGAGACCCCAUCUGAGUCCAGCACUUUCCAACUGAACAGUACGUCUAUGGAACGUCCUGCAGAAUACCGAUUAGGACAACAGCUAAAAUCGUUGAGAAUAUCGGCAUCGAUACAUCAGAUUUCGGAGUGGAACAAGGACAUGGAUUUUCCCCGACAUCGUAAUAUUCUCAAGCAAUUCACUAGCAAAAGUGAUGAUCAUCAAACGAUGACAGAAGAAAACAUUAAUCGAUCAAAGCUAUACAUGCAAAGGAUAAACCAAACAAUAAGAGACAAAUCGAAUGCAACAGCUGUUACCUUUAUGUAUCUUCCGGCACCACCUAAACUAUCCACAAUCGACUAUAAAGAAAAAUCUCACCAUUACCUGGAUCUAUUAACUGAACUAACAUACGAUUUGCCACCGACGAUAUUAGUUCAUGGAAUAAAUGCUGUGACUUCUACUACAUUAUAAGAUAAAUCAUUAUCUCAUCUAGAGUCAGAGCUAUCAAAUGCGUGCUGUGCAUGUAAAAAUCAAUCCAAAAUCGAACAAAGGUCUAAUUUAUUAACGCAUGUUGAGGAUCCAUUUGGGUUAUUACUUCCAGGGCAUCAAAUCAAAAAACUUAGCUCCUUUUUUCCCUCCUGUCGUACUGAAUAGCAAUUCUCCUCUAAUCGAUAUUUACGUAGAGCAUUUUUAAUAUUUAUUAUUCUUCUCUUACUUCUAAUUACGAAUGACUUUCAAUAGUUGUAGCAGCAUUAUCCUUUUUAAUGGCAAUUCCAAGAAAAUAUUAGCACCACCAGAUAAAUAACACGGUAUCAACUGUGAAUUUUGCUGGCGGCCAUGAACAAUAGUAAAUUAGUUUGUAGCACUAGAAUGAGCUAUUCAAGCUAUUCAAAAGUCGUAAUUGUGAUCAACCGAUGAAAACACUAACAAAUCCACUCAUUGGACAUACUACAAAAGCACUAAAUCACGCAUUACAUAUUUAAGAUGAUAUAGAUGGAGUAAUAAUAAUAAAUGAAAU